Messenger RNA from Lates calcarifer (barramundi perch), 2163 nucleotides. It is a transcript of the gene spaca4l, whose product is annotated as sperm acrosome associated 4 like. Bases 1 to 507 code for a protein of 168 amino acids. The record is from RefSeq and is a predicted model, not a curated record. The transcript is spliced from 3 exons. NCBI's taxonomy places the organism in Eukaryota, Metazoa, Chordata, Actinopteri, Centropomidae.
AUGCAGCAAUGGCGGAAAAAAAAAUUGUUUGAUCAAGCUUGUAACGGUCUGAGCUCUCACAGGCAGACACCUUCUCCUCAAAGUCCACUUUGUAAUCUUACUGUCUUUUUUUCCAAGAUGAACAGAGUUAUUCUCCAGCUUUUGGCAGUCGGAUUCUGCUUUGCAAUCGGCCAAGCUCUGCAGUGCUACGAUUGCAAACUGGGCCUGUGGAACCUGUGCUUAACAUCUAAAGUCACAUGUAAUAGCGGAGAGCGCUGCUUCAGCGGUGAAGGGGAAGCAGCCGGCUUCGUGAACAUCAAGAUGAAGGGCUGUCUAGCGGUGGCCGAGUGCAACAAGACCAAAGAGGUCAACUUUAACAGCGGAUCCAACUCCACCGUCUACUCCAUGACCAAGACGUGCUGCUCUACCGACCUGUGCAACGCCGCACCCGGUCUCCCCGGGGCCUCCGGGGUCAACCUGGCCUUCGCCUCUGUCGCUGCUCUGCUUCUGGCCAAUGUCCUGGUUUGACAGGAGACACAGUGAAUAAUGGAUGACACAAUACACACACAGACACAGACACAGACACACACACACACACACACACACACACACACACACACACACACACACACACGCACUACCAGGAUAAAAUCAAAUGCCCUCCUCAGACAUGAGCUCUGUGGUUUUGUAGCUACAGAGCUUGUUUUUUUUUUUCCUCCACAUGGGUCUUGUAUUUACUAUCCUUGAGGUGUAUUGUACUUUUUCAUUUCACACAAGUGUUCAUGUCAGUUAAAGUUCAAUUCCCUAUUUUUGUUUUUGUAUAUUUAGAUGUAUCAGCCUUCCUUUCACUAUAAGAGAAAUGAAAAUGUUGACAAUUUAAAGUCUAAAAUCCGCUGACAUGAUUUUAAUUGAUAACUGCAUUGCAAUUAACUUUAUCCACUUGAAUGAGUUGUAUAAAGUUUUUGUACAAGGCUGUGGGUGUGAACAGCAGAGUCAUGUUGGGUAUGUCACUGUAUGACAGUAAUUUUCCUGGGUUUGUUAGCGCCAUUGUGGCGUAAAGGAAUAGUUUGACACUUUGGAUAACAAGCUUAUUUGCUUUCCCCUGUCAAGAGUUGCAUUAGAAGAUUUCUACCUCUCCUCCUGUCUAUGUGGUAAACAUGAAGCUACAGCCAGGAAAUGGUUAGUUUAGCAUAAAUAGUGGAAACAGGGGGAAACAGCUAGCCUAGCUCUGUCUAAAGCUACUACUAGCACCUUUAAAUGUUAGCAACUAGCAUGCUUGGUCAGUGAAAUAAAAGACACAUGUAGUGUUUUUUUACACUCACACAUGUUGAGAGCUUUAGAGGAGCUGAUAUGUUUAUUUUGUUACCUUCAGUCAGAACCAGGCUAAGUGUUUCCCCCUAUUCCCAGUCUUUAUGCUAAGCUAAGCUAAUGGAGUUCUAGCUGUAGCUUCAUGUUCAUCCUACACACAUCAAAGUUGUAUUGAUUUUCUAAUCUGACUCUGACAGAGGGGGAGCAAGUUAAUUUCCCAAAUUAUCACACUAUUCUUUUAAGUUAUUGCCUUUUACCCACUGUAUUGUCCUUUAUAGAGUCAUAAUAUUCAAAUGCCAAUUUAUGAUUUCAAAGCCUCAAUCAUUUCUAUUCCUAUUCAUUUCAUUUAUCGCUGUUUGCUUUGCAUUCACUGUAUUAACCUGUAGCUAACAUAAUGUAAAUGGGCCCCUUGGCUUUUGUCCAUCUGUGAAAACAUGUUUUAUUGUUCCUGGUUUUACCUUCCUCUGUUUUUUGACUCCAGCAGCUCCAUUAAUUCUGAUUUUAACCUGUUAUAUUUUUGAUAUUGGUUUCAAAUCUACACUGCAUGUUACUCAUAAGCUGUAGGGUAGAAGCUUUUGUUUAUCUCACUAGUUUUUAAUGUAUAUACAAGGGAGAACGUGGUUUAAAUCGAUCGUGUUGCCUUUGGAGACGGUGAAACCAAUUUGAAAUUUGUCAAGGCCGGUCAUUGUCUCUAUUUCAGAUUGGCUUGGAUUUCCGCAUGAAUGAAAAAUAAGGAUGAAUUACUCCUACUGCUUCCUGUAACUGGUACUUUUGGCAUUACUUCCAAAAAGAAACUCUUAUUCCUGUCUGUUUUUUAAAGUUGGUUAUCUAGACAAUUUGAAGAAUGCAAUAAAUAUCCAAAGUGGGGGGAAACAA